AUGCAUGAUCAAUCUCGAAGUGUCUGUCUAUACUUGACCACAGAUGGUGAGAAUCGGCUUUGGGAUAAGCAGAGGCUAGCUCGGCCGCUUGAAGUCAUACUAGAAGGGGAAAGCUACAUUGAGAUGAACCUCACUGAAUUACAAGCCAUGAUCAAGCCAACUUAUGCAGCGAAGCGGGUCAUGGGUGUCACACUAGCUCGAUGCAUUUUGCAUCUCUUCGAAGGCCCGUGGCUGAGUGAAGGCAUGUCGAUUGACGAUAUCUAUGUCUACUGCAAGGUGCAAAAUGAGCAACCUUAUCCUCAGUUCGACAAAGUCUUCAUCGCAACCAAAUUCGGCCUCGAUCAUGACCCUAGCACCCAACCACGCGGUUACAAGAUCCACCCUUUUCCAACAAUCCUUGCACUGGGCAUAAUAUUAUUGGAGAUUGAACUCGGAGAGGACAUCCUGGAUAUAAAGAGCGACCCUGUAUUUCUUUCGAAACGACACAAGCCAUUUUACGUUGCUCAAUAUCUUCUUAAGGAGAUUCGAAAACGUUUCAACCUUGAUUCUGGCCUCGUCAGUGCUGUCACAUUCUGUAUAGACCGCGCGUCUUUUGCCCAGUUUGACACCUUGGAUUCUGAAGCCCUUCUCUCCAAUCAGCAAUUCAUUGACACAUAUUACAAGAGAAUUGUUCGUCCACUUGAACAGGACCUCGUUAAUGGGGCUCACUGGACCUGGGACCAAGUUGAGCAGCUUCAAUCUCCUAGCUUUGCGGAUGCCGGCAUCUGCAAAGUAUUCACAAAGGGGGCUGGAGAGAUUCCACGCGUCAGGCUAGGUGAUGAUCUGGUGCAAAAUGAAGCAUUGGAUUCGGUGGCUAAAACUCCGGGAACUUUGAAACACCCACCAAUUCGCAAUCUACCAAGAAAUCCACCAAUGCCCAUUUUGGAAGAGCAUCGCGUGACGUCAUGUCAAACAUCGGAGGAUGAUGCAAAUAGAGCAAACAUGCCAAACAAAGCAUAUUCAAGCCUCACAGGAUCUCCAGAUCAGCUACAACAAUGCCACCCUCGACCUCUCACGCGAAACGACUUUACUGUCGCCAUCAUAUGUGCUCUCAGGACGGAGGCAAAUGCCGUCGAGGCCAUCUUCGAAAAAUAUUGGGAGGACGACAAUGGCGUGUAUACAUAUGGCAAGCAGCCAAAUGAUCCGAACUCAUACACCGUGGGGAUGAUUGCAAACCAAAAUGUUGUUUUAGCGCAUCAGCCACGGAUGGGAAAGGCCUCUGCAGCAAACGUUGCAGCUGCAUGCUCAAUGAGCUUUCCCAACAUUAAGCUGGCCCUUAUUGUAGGGGUUUGCGGCGGCGUUCCAUUCCCCGGUGGAAGCGCAGAAAUUCUGCUAGGGGAUGUCGUCAUCAGCAAAGGGAUUGUUCAGUAUGACUUCGGCCGACGGUAUCCUGGUCAAUUCCGACGCAAGGCCACUGUUGAUGAUCAGCCAGGGCGUCCUGGUCGCGAAAUCUCCUCACUGCUUGCUCGUCUUGAAACUAAUAAGCAUCGGACGAAUUUGCAGGAGAAGAUAGCAACAGAGCUCCGCCAUAUGAACGAUAAUCCCAACACAUAUUCGAAGAUCUUCUACCCAGGGGAAGCCGAAGACAAAUUGUUUCCCGCGACAUACGUCCACAAACAUCGGGAUGUGUCCAGAUGCUGUGGAGAUUGUGACGAUGGAAUGUGCGAAGAUGCUAUCGACUCUACUUGUGCUGAACUCCACUGUGAUCAGGAGGCACUGGUUCCACGGUCCCGUCGAAAUAUACACAACAAACCCGCUAUACAUUUCGGUUUGAUUGCGUCGGGAGAUACUGUUCUCAAAUCUGGAGCGGAUCGAGACCUGAUUUCAAAUGAGGCAAAGGUAAUAGCUUUUGAGAUGGAGGGCUCGGGUGUGUGGGAUGCAAUCCCUUGUGUCAUCAUCAAAGGCGUCUGUGACUACGCAGAUAGCCACAAAAACAAAAAGUGGCAAGAUUAUGCGGCAACAACUGCUGCGGUUUCGGCUAAGGCUUUUCUUCGUCAUUGGCUAUAG
Messenger RNA from Penicillium brevicompactum, 2046 nucleotides. RefSeq lists its product as uncharacterized. Gene Ontology annotation, biological process: nucleoside metabolic process. NCBI's taxonomy places the organism in Eukaryota, Fungi, Ascomycota, Eurotiomycetes, Eurotiales, Aspergillaceae. The coding region runs from base 1 to 2046 and encodes 681 amino acids. Gene Ontology annotation, molecular function: catalytic activity. The transcript has a single exon. The record is from RefSeq and is a predicted model, not a curated record.